Messenger RNA from Colletotrichum phormii, 881 nucleotides. RefSeq lists its product as uncharacterized. The coding region runs from base 30 to 557 and encodes 175 amino acids. Lineage: Eukaryota; Fungi; Ascomycota; Sordariomycetes; Glomerellales; Glomerellaceae. The transcript has a single exon. The record is from RefSeq and is a predicted model, not a curated record.
CAGCAUAGUGCAGACACCACGGAGUCGCAAUGAUGUGCUGUGGCCAGCAAGAUGAAGACGAUGCAACAUACGAUCGUAAGACGACACGCACACACAUGCCAUCAUCGUCACCGCAUUGUUCACCCUCCAUUUCCAUAUCACAUCCACAGACACAGCACACCAGUUCAGCCGAUCCUCGCAUCAAAUGUACGAGCUCAUGCCUCAUGGCUCGGAAGUUGGGGGUGGGACCAAGAGACCGGCCUCGCGGUUCGUCUCAGAUCAGGUUGGCUUCUCAGCUCGGUUCAACAGAGGCUCCCAGAGUCCCAGCCAGCUUCCCAGAACCGAUCCCUAAAUUGAUUGACGUGCAUGUCCGGGCCCGGCUCCGACACAUUUUUCACGCAAUACUCUCCGCUGGUUUCUCUCUUACUCUCUCUCCUAUUCUCUCGAUCCCACAACGAUUCCUUUCUUUUGUCUGUGUCACUCUCUCCACCCAUUCCCCAUAUCUUUAUUCUCUGUUCAUCAGUCCCGCUCUUACGCACCCACCCCUUGAGAACAUUGCGCCGUUGGAUAUGCUUUAAAGAGUACCAUGGUGGGCGAGCUGCCCUUGCUUAUGAUACUGCCAACGCCCAAUCCUCAUCAGCUCGUCGAUUUCGACAAUGAAGACAUCUGGCAAGCAAGUCAAGGUCCAGGACUAUACUCUUAGGACUGGCCUAUGCUAUUCAUUCACGAUUCGACGUAGCACCCUGAGGCUCUGGGUAUUGUGUCUGGCCGACUUGUGAUGACCGAUGCUAGCGUUGCGUCGUGCAUCAAUGACCUGAAACUGGGCGAUUAUCUGCUUCCUUCUGCAUUCUACUUUAUUAAUGCCACCUCCCUGAGGGUCCUGAUAACAAAGUUGACAAGCC